Saccostrea cuccullata (small rock oyster) is the source of this 3177-nucleotide messenger RNA. RefSeq lists its product as uncharacterized. The coding region runs from base 288 to 3131 and encodes 947 amino acids. NCBI's taxonomy places the organism in Eukaryota, Metazoa, Mollusca, Bivalvia, Ostreida, Ostreidae. The record is from RefSeq and is a predicted model, not a curated record. The transcript has 9 exons.
UUGUAGGCGGUCACGGAGUGUGGAGGACAAAGAUAUCAGAUCAGUUCUCCAUACUGAAAAAUGACGAGGUGUCCGUGUUAUACUGUUUUCUGUGUUCUGACUCCGGUCCUCCUGACUUCACUGACACACAGUGGCUGGACUUGCUUAAUGUGAUACGAUUGAAAGUGUACUAUAAAAGGAAUCCUGUAACACGUGCGGAAGCACAACAGACUCUGGACAGACUGAAGUCACGUGAUUACCUUUGGGAAGAUCAGGACAAGAUAACGGAAGACACAAAGGAUGAGACAAUGUAUAGGAUAGUAUCAGAAGACCAAGAUAUACCAUUCUAUUACAGUAGUUAUGAUACAGCCAGUGUGUACCUGAGAUCACAGAGAUACAACAGUAAACCUGGAGAGAAGUGUGUCAGUAGUUGUGAUAUCUUACUGAUACUCCAUUUACAGAUGAACGUACUGACUCACGUCAUCAUGGAGGACACGAGUAUAUAUAAUGAGAUACACCAGAUAUUAAAUAUCCCAGACAAUAUACUGAACGAGGAUGAGGAUAAAAGAAAACAAUUUCUAACGGAUCUAAGAAGAGAAGGGGAGACUGUACAUUACAGAGGAAGAUCACAUGACAGUGUAGAUCACGUGACAUGGCUCUGGAGAUACUGGGUAUACAAUAGACCUGACAUCGUGAGAUCCUGUAUAGGAUUAUAUCCACACAAUGAUAUUUAUAUCAUCGACAACAAACCUUACAGAAAACCAAGUAAAAAGAAAGGUGUACAGCUUAACAAUCAACCGGGUGUCAGGUGUCUACUGUAUUCUCUACUGUUAACUGAGAAAUAUCAGCUGAAUCUCAAUGAACAAUCCCACAGGAUCAUAAGGGACAAAAUCAGAGACAGAUAUUUUACUGAUGUUACGGAUGACGACUUGGUAGAUUUUCCUGAAGGAUUCACAGAAACACGUGACGGUGUGAUAACGUUUAUAUCAGACGACAUCCGACAUGACAUCAUGUACGCCUUUGUUACGGAGUGUCUGUUGGAGGACAGUGAUCUGGAGUUUUUCCUGACCACGGCGUCACGUGACGUGAUCUCAGAAUACUGCCGGUCCUGGUGGUAUAAGAGGAGUGAGGGAGAGAGAUGUCUGUAUGUACCGAUGGAGCCGGAGGAGAUACACGACCUCUUUAUAGACAAUCUACAGCUGGACAUCAUCACACACUGUACCGUGUCUGACAAGUUGAUUCAUGACAGGAUCAGUAAACGUUUGAACAUACCUGAAGAAGUGUUAAAAUGGGAUUUAGAAGAAAGAAAACGGUUUGUUGACAAAAUGAAUAAAGAUACUGUCCAUAUGUAUCGUGCCAGAUGUCUCUUAGUGGGAUGUACAGGGGCAGGGAAGACAACUGUACUACGUAAUCUGAAGAGAAAGAAAGGAGGGGAGGCAACCGAUCAACCAACAGAGUCAACUAUAGGAUUGGACGUUCACCAGGAUCUGUUUCUUAUUGGAGAAUCUGAGGAUGACAGUGGCAGCACUCUAAUUGACUACGAAAGUCACACAGCUCCACUUGCAGAAAACUACGAAAAACGCCUACUAAGUGUGAUGGACUUUGCAGGACAGGCAGCUUAUUACGCUUGUCACCAAGUCUACUUAUCACGCAGAGCAAUUUAUCUGUUAGUCGUAGACAAGACCCAAGACUUAAACACAAAACUAAAACAAGAUGACAGAAAUUGUGUUCAGGGCACUCUGUUUGAGGAAUGGACUGCACUAGAAUAUUUCACCUUCUGGCUGCAGACUAUUAGAACAUAUGGCAAGGAAGACGGUUACAAAGGUUAUAAAAGAAUACCUCAAAUUACAGGAAGCAGUGAACACGGGAAAACAUUGACACCUAUCAUAGUACUAGAAACGCACAGAGAUUCUUACAAAGAUUCAAAGGCCUGUGAUGAGGAUACCUCCACAUAUGGAAGUUUUUUCAUCAAACUACACAAACAUAUACCAGAGAAUAUUAAAAACCUUGUUUGUGAGCACUUUGAACUAGAACUUCCUCCACGAGAAAGAUCCCACGAUGAACUUAGAGAGCUUGAAAAACUUAGACGUUACAUUGCAAAAACUUUAGAAUCCCUUCCGCACUGGGGAGAAAGAGUACCAAAGCAGUGGUCUGAUUUCGAACAAAUUAUUCGCGAAAGACAAGGAUCGAAGAUAUCAUCUAAAGAUCAGCUUCAGAAAUUCUCAGAACACUUAACGCAGGAUGAAUUUAGUGAUAUUCUGAAAUUUUAUCACGAAAUUGGAAUGAUUCUGUAUUUUCCGGAUUUAGGUGAUGACAUUAUUUUGGACAUUCAGUGGUUUGUUGAUGCAUUCAAAUACAUUAUAACUGAUCGGAAGCAUGUACCAAUAAAAAUGGCCACUCAUGAAGAUUGGGAUCAAUAUUUUGAUGUCGGUAUGAUAACUGAAUCAUUGAUGCUCAAGAUUUGGAAGGAGAUUGGAAACAACUCCACUUAUGCCAGAUACCUGAAUAGGAUAACACCUUUUAUGGAGAAGCUUGGAAUCCUUGCACAAAUAGGUAAAAAAGACACGAGAGAAAACCAAUGCUACUAUAUCCCGAGCAUGAACAAAAGGCAAUUGAUGAAAGGGGAACAAUGGACAAGAUGGAAGAAGACACCAAUACUCUCAUUUUACUUCAAGACAUAUUUACCCCACUUCUUUUUCUUUCGCCUUGUUGUUGCUUGCUUUGCCCUUUUUGAUACCCAAGCAAAGGAGCUUUACAAAAAUAUAGCCUUAUUCUGCGGAGCUGAAAAAGAUGAGUAUCACACCGUUGCCAUUGCAGUCAACAAAACAUCAAUUCAAUUGCAGGUGCUCACUCCUCCGGGAAAUGGCAUACCGCUACGAACGGAAAGAACACGUGCUAUUCGUUUGAAAAUUGAAAAGAAAAUAUCAGAACUAACAAAAACAUUUCAUGGAAAUGUAGAUUACGAGAUAGGCUUCCCUUGUUCAUGUAAACCUAUUUUCAUCACAAAAGAAGACGAAAGGCAAUUUAUUUCUGAAAAAGAACUUUUGAAAAUUUCUGCAGAUUUUCCACCAUGCCCUAGGUGCAAAGUUCAUUCCGACAAAAGAAUAAACAAAAAACAACUUUUGGAGAUUUGGGGGGAAGCUGAGCUGUAGGACCAUGCGAUAUUCUAUUUUUAAGAUUUAUCUAUAACACUCGGUA